Mizuhopecten yessoensis (Yesso scallop) is the source of this 1957-nucleotide messenger RNA. RefSeq names its product degenerin-like protein unc-105. The transcript has 15 exons. Gene Ontology annotation, cellular component: membrane. NCBI's taxonomy places the organism in Eukaryota, Metazoa, Mollusca, Bivalvia, Pectinida, Pectinidae. Gene Ontology annotation, molecular function: ligand-gated sodium channel activity. The coding region runs from base 162 to 1811 and encodes 549 amino acids. The record is from RefSeq and is a predicted model, not a curated record. Gene Ontology annotation, biological process: sodium ion transmembrane transport.
GGAUCAUUGUGCCAAUGAUGAUUUAAUUGUCCCUAUUUCAAUAAUACAAGUUCGUCUUCUCUAUUGAUAGAAACCCGUGGGUCUAUUUAUUGAAAUUUACUACCAGCGACCUGUCUGGAUCUGGUGUUUUUGUUGUGGAACGUCAACGCUGAACAUGUUAAAUGGCGAGUAACAACCCCCAGAAGGAAUAUUACAACCGGAAUAUGAAAGACAUAACCAUGGAAAUGGUAAAAGAUGCUGAAGUUGGCGAUUAUGUCGGCGACAAAAACAUGCAGAAAAAGAGAGCAAGAUUUAAAGAGAUUCUGACCGAGCAUGCCAUGAUGGCUACUGUCCAUGGAGUGGCGCAUAUUAUUGUUGCCAAGCAGACAUACAAGAAGAUUCUGUGGAUAACUCUUUGGCUGUUGACCGUUGGAGCCCUCUGUUACCAGAUUUUUAAAUUAUCGUCUCUGUUUCUUUCCCGACCGAAGCAAACGUCAUUAGAUUUGAAAUUUGGAGCGUUGCAUUUUCCUGCAGUUUCUUUUUGCAACAUCAACCCUUUGAAAAAGAUGCAACUUGAUGAACUUUCCAUUCCGUUGAAAUUUUUUAUGACGUUAUCAGAAGUAGAGUUAAAAGAAAAAUCCAAACGGGACCAGCCCAUAAUUAUGGAUAAAAAUAACCCAGAGUUUCCAUUCCUGAGGAAGUUUGAGAAAUAUGGCAUUGCUAAAGAAGAAUGGGAUCUCGCAAAGAACAUUCCGGACAACCAUUUUCAAGUUCGGAAUAUGCUUGUCUCUGAUUUAAUACAAAAAAUGGAUGCAAGCGAAUUGUUGAGAGUUGGCCAUUCGCUUGACGAUAUGCUGCUUCAUUGCUCCUUCAACUCGAGGCGUUGCAAUUCGAGUGAUUUUGCGCACUUCAAGAGUGGUCGUUUUGGAAACUGCUACACACUGCAAUCCGAUAGAUUUGUCUCUACAGUACCAGGUCCAUCCCAUGGUCUUACACUGAUGCUGAACCUUGAUUCGCAUGAAUACGUGAGUCCGUACAGCAGUGGACACGGACUAAAGCUCGUGGUGCAUGAACCGGGCACAUAUCCAUUUAUUGAAGAACAGGGAGUGACUUUAGCACCAGAUUGGACAUUCAUCAGUCUCAAGCAGAAAAAAAUAAACAGACUUGGACAUCCACAUGGGAACUGCGAAAAGCACCUUGAAUACAAAAGCAAAUACGGGAUAACAUAUACAAGAAUGGCAUGUGAACAGAUUUGUCUUAUCACCCUGACGGAAGACAUAUGUGACUGUACAACGGGUUUCGUGUCUAUCGACAAAUCGAUAGUUACCAACUCAACAUCAACAUGCAGUUCAGUUAAUGAAGUGUGUUCCUUAUUGGUACUGAAAGCGCAAUUGAAGGGUGAUCUUCAUUGUCCAUGCACCAAUCCCUGCAGCGAGACCCACUUCUCUACCACUGUAUCAAGUCUUAGAUGGCCACAUGAAGAAUACAUGACGAAUGAGCUAGUCAAUCUAAUGUGUCAGGAAGAAAUCCAAGCUAUGAAAAUAAAGAACGUGACGGGCCAUGACUGCAUUGAAAUAAUGAACGGCACAACCAAUGGGUCAAUUAACACAGAGAGACUCGUGGACAACUUUUUGAAAUUAGAUCUCUACUUCGAGGAACUAAGCUACGAACACGUUGGAGAAGUCCCGGCAUAUGAUAGCGUCCAGUUUUUGUCAGAUAUAGGUGGUACUGUUGGUCUGUUUGUCGGCGCAUCCGUCCUGAGUGGAGUAGAACUUAUCCAAAUUCUGGUUGAUUGCAUCCGGUAUUUCAUGUUCCGAAUCAUGAACAAAUGAUGUUCGUUUAAACGGAAAUGUGCAAGUUUAUAAAACAACUGAAUUUCAGUUUCGAAUCGUUGCAUUUAUCUCUAAGAGGAAUUAAAAUAAGAAACAUUUAAAACUGAUUUGCUUCAGAAUGCUUGAAUGAAUGUAUUAAAGAAAUG